Molecule: messenger RNA, 6376 nt
Organism: Empidonax traillii (willow flycatcher)
Lineage: Eukaryota; Metazoa; Chordata; Aves; Passeriformes; Tyrannidae
Gene: NRXN1
Product: neurexin 1
Exons: 17
Coding region: 63-3254 (1063 amino acids)
Source: RefSeq, a predicted model, not a curated record
UAUAUAAAAAUAAUGACGUCAGGUUGGAGUUAUCUCGACUUGCCAAACAAGGAGAUCCUAAAAUGAAGAUUCAUGGGGUUGUAGCAUUUAAAUGUGAGAAUGUUGCAACCUUAGAUCCAAUCACAUUUGAAACACCAGAAUCAUUCAUCUCUUUGCCAAAGUGGAAUGCCAAGAAAACAGGCUCAAUAUCAUUUGAUUUUCGUACAACUGAGCCAAAUGGCCUAAUUCUUUUCAGUCAUGGGAAACCAAGGCACCAAAAAGAUGCCAAACAUCCACAGAUGGUGAAGGUUGACUUUUUUGCCAUCGAGAUGCUUGAUGGCCACCUCUACCUGCUGUUAGACAUGGGAUCAGGUACUAUAAAAAUAAAAGCCUUGCAGAAGAAGGUGAAUGAUGGUGAAUGGUACCAUGUGGAUUUUCAACGGGAUGGACGGUCAGGGACCAUAUCUGUGAACACAUUACGUACACCAUAUACUGCACCAGGAGAAAGUGAAAUCCUUGACUUGGAUGAUGACUUAUAUCUUGGAGGACUACCAGAAAAUAAAGCAGGCCUAGUCUUCCCAACAGAGGUGUGGACAGCACUUCUCAAUUAUGGAUACGUCGGCUGCAUUAGAGAUUUAUUUAUUGAUGGUCAAAGUAAAGAUAUUCGACAGAUGGCUGAAAUUCAAAGCACAGCUGGAGUAAAACCCUCAUGCUCAAGAGAAACUGCAAAACCUUGCCUUAGCAACCCCUGUAAAAACAAUGGUGUGUGCAGGGAUGGGUGGAACAGAUAUGUUUGUGAUUGCUCUGGCACAGGCUACCUUGGCAGAUCGUGUGAAAGAGAGGCAACAAUUUUAAGCUAUGAUGGAAGUAUGUUUAUGAAAAUACAGCUCCCUGUUGUGAUGCACACAGAGGCCGAAGAUGUUUCUUUACGGUUCAGGUCUCAGCGAGCUUAUGGCAUUUUAAUGGCAACAACUUCCAGGGAAUCUGCAGAUACCCUUCGUUUAGAGUUGGAUGCAGGACGAGUUAAGCUAACGGUCAACCUAGACUGUAUCAGGAUUAACUGUAAUUCCAGCAAAGGUCCAGAAACCCUUUUUGCUGGCUAUAACCUCAAUGAUAAUGAGUGGCACACAGUGCGUGUGGUUCGGCGAGGAAAAAGCUUAAAGUUAAUGGUGGAUGACCAGCAGGCCGUGACAGGUCAAAUGGCUGGUGAUCACACACGACUGGAAUUCCACAACAUAGAAACAGGAAUUAUAACAGAACGGCGCUACCUGUCUUCUGUGCCUUCUAAUUUUAUUGGGCAUCUACAGAGUCUCACAUUUAAUGGCAUGGCAUACAUUGACUUGUGUAAAAAUGGAGACAUCGAUUAUUGUGAGCUAAAUGCAAGAUUUGGGUUCAGGAACAUCAUAGCAGACCCUGUAACCUUUAAAACAAAAGCAAGUUAUGUUGCACUGGCCACGCUACAAGCGUAUACAUCUAUGCACCUUUUUUUCCAGUUCAAAACCACCUCUCUGGAUGGAUUGAUACUUUAUAACAGUGGCGAUGGAAAUGAUUUCAUUGUGGUUGAAUUAGUAAAAGGGUAUUUGCACUAUGUAUUUGACUUGGGAAAUGGUGCAAAUCUCAUCAAAGGAAGUUCUAAUAAACCUCUGAAUGACAACCAGUGGCAUAAUGUGAUGAUAUCAAGGGAUACCAACAAUCUCCACACUGUAAAGAUUGACACUAAAAUCACAACACAGAGCACAGCAGGAGCCAGAAAUUUAGAUCUCAAAAGUGAUUUGUAUAUUGGAGGAGUGGCCAAAGAAAUGUUUAAGUCCUUACCAAAACUGGUGCACGCAAAGGAGGGAUUCCAAGGCUGUCUUGCGUCAGUUGACUUGAAUGGACGGCUCCCUGAUCUAAUCUCAGAUGCUCUCUUCUGCAAUGGGCAGAUAGAAAGAGGAUGUGAAGUUGCAUUGAUGAAAGCUGAUUUGCAAGGCCCCAGCACAACAUGCCAAGAGGAUUCGUGUGCAAACCAGGGUGUGUGCUUGCAGCAGUGGGAUGGAUUCAGUUGUGACUGUAGCAUGACCUCCUUUAGUGGACCAUUAUGCAAUGACCCGGGAACAACAUAUAUCUUUAGCAAAGGUGGUGGACAAAUCACUUACACGUGGCCCCCUAACGAUCGGCCCAGCACUCGUGCGGACAGACUGGCAAUAGGGUUUAGUACUGUUCAAAAAGAGGCCGUUUUAGUACGAGUGGACAGUUCUACUGGGCUGGGAGAUUAUCUAGAGCUGCAUAUCCACCAGGGAAAAAUUGGAGUUAAAUUUAAUGUUGGAACCGAUGACAUCGCUAUUGAAGAGAUGAACGCAAUCAUUAAUGACGGGAAAUACCAUGUAGUUCGCUUCACAAGGAGUGGUGGCAAUGCCACGUUACAGGUGGACAACUGGCCCGUUAUCGAACGUUACCCAGCAGGAAUAAGUACAGCAGGACUAUUACUAGACAGCAGAAGAAACAAUGAUAACGAGCGCCUGGCGAUUGCUAGACAGCGAAUUCCAUAUCGACUUGGUCGAGUAGUUGAUGAAUGGCUACUCGACAAAGGGCGUCAGCUCACAAUCUUCAAUAGCCAAGCAACCAUAAAAAUUGGAGGCAAGGAACGUGGCCACCCUUUCCAAGGCCAGCUCUCUGGUCUUUACUACAAUGGCUUGAAAGUUCUGAAUAUGGCAGCAGAAAAUGAUGCCAACAUCGUGAUAGAAGGAAAUGUGAGACUUGUUGGUGAAGUGCCUUCCUCUAUGACAACCGAGUCCACAGCCACAGCGAUGCAGUCUGAGAUGUCCACGUCAGUCAUGGAAACAACCACCACUUUGGCCACAAGCACUGCUAGAAGAGGAAAGGCCCCGACAAAAGAACCAAUUGGUCAGACUACAGAUGACAUCCUGGUGGCCUCGGCUGAAUGUCCUAGCGAUGAUGAGGACAUCGAUCCCUGUGAGCCGAGCUCAGCAAAUCCUACCAGGGCAGGAGGAGGAAGGGAGUACCCUGGCUCAUCCGAGGUGAUUCGUGAAUCCAGCAGCACAACGGGCAUGGUGGUUGGGAUCGUGGCGGCGGCAGCGCUAUGUAUCCUCAUUCUCCUGUAUGCCAUGUACAAGUACAGGAAUCGAGAUGAAGGAUCGUAUCACGUAGAUGAGAGUCGAAACUACAUCAGUAACUCAGCACAAUCCAAUGGGGCUGUGAUCAAGGAAAAACAGCCCAACAGCGCUAAAAGUUCCAACAAAAACAAGAAAAAUAAGGAUAAGGAGUACUAUGUCUGAUCUCAACAUCUAAAAGAACGCUUGUAUAGAAAUAGUCUUCAUUUUAUCUGAGACAUAAUACAAACUUAUUUACUUUACUUUUUAUGAAGCACAUUCAAAAACAAACAAACAAAAAAAGACAGGGAAUGCAAUCAGAAAGGAAAGACUGUUUUUAAAAACAAGCAUUUCAGCUCUUGUUUUUCAGAAACAGGAGCUGAUAAAUUCCCUAACAUCCACAGUGUUUUCAUUUACUCUGCCUGUCUUUAUGUUGCUGGAACGUUUCUGAAAGACAAUGAUGACACCACGCAUUCAUAAAGCAAGGAGUAUUACUACAACAUCAAGGCACAAUAUGAAACAAAACAAAUUAAAAAAAAAAAAAAACAAAACAGGAAAAAAAAAAAAGAAAAAAGAAGCUACCUAUGAUUCUGGAUUUAGCCAAAGUGCUAGCGCUUUCUUGAGAAGUAAGUUAGUCUUAUUGUCAGAGAAGACUGUCAUUAUAUAUGGUGACUCAACAAGCAAACAUAGUUUGCCGUCUGGUGCAGUGAAGCAGUGAUUGGAAACUUGCAUUUGAAACAAAGUGCUGGCUUUUCUGAAGACUUAUGUAGAAAUACUUUCAAAAAGCCCCUUUCUGGUUGUGAGGAAAAUAGUACGGAGGCCUUAUUUUCAAAAACAAAAACAAAAAUCUGGAAUAUAAGGCACAUUUCCACAAAAAAAAAAAAAAAAAAAAAAAAAAAAAAAAAAAAAAAAAAAAAAAAAAAAAAAAAAAAAAAAAAAAAAAAAAAAAAAAAAAAAAAAAAAAAAAAAAAAAAAAAAAAAAAAAAAGGAAAACAAGAGGGCAUAGAUGCAAUCAUUGGGAAAUUUUCAUGCACGCUUAAUAUGUUAUUACAUAUGUUUAUAUAAAAACACAUCUAUAUGUGCUUUCUGGACUGUGAUAAGUGAUGUUUUAUAGCCUGUUGUAUAGAAAAUGCAAACUAUAUCUGCUCUUCAGCCAUUUUUGGUAAACUCAAUGUUAUAAGUGUUGCUAGGUAUAGAGAGUUUUAUGACAUCUGGAGCAACAGACAUACUUCAGUUUUUUUGCAGCCAUUAUAAAUUGUCCCAGACUUUUUCCCCUUUUUUUUUUUCUUUUUAAUUUACAGUGUAGUGGUUAGACUAAGGGGGAUGUGUAUGAAUGUAUAUAAGAGUCAGCUAAUUUUUUUCUUACCUGUACAGCCUCUAUUAUGUUGCAAUUAAGUUUUAGUAGUUUGUAUGAAAGACGUGGACUAGAAAGCAAAAAUAUAUCUCUACUGUAAUUUGUCUUCUCCCUCCUAUCCCCAUCUCUUGCUCCUGAUAUGCAUCAAUGAAGUUGAUCAGAACGGCCAAUUUUCCUAGAAAUAACAUUCAUUAAUUAGCUAAAUAUUUAAUGACUUAAAUUGGUCUUUGGCUUCCAGUCAAAGCUUCACUAUUGGAGAGCAUGGUUUGCCUUACAGAAACCUUGUUCUUAGAAAUAAAGAGAAUGAUGAGUUUCUUGAGAAUCUUAGGAAGUAUCAUAUAGUGUUUAUCUGGCAUUCAGUUAUAUGAACAACAGCUACUACAGCACAGGGUGGUAAAAGAUCUAAAAUACCCAUUUUAAAUAUCCAGGCUGAUUCUACUGCAGAAUUUAUCCCUUUCUCCAAAAAGGAAAUAAUCUUGAGGUGCACGAUAGUAUUUUUCAAUGGUGGGCAUUUUGACAUAUGAAAAAGUAUUUUUAGCUAAGUUGAUUGUGUAGUAUUGCAAGACAUCAUAACCAGACAAGUUCAUCAUGUUUUAAAGUGACACAGCUUAUCUUGCAUAUAUAAAACAUUAAUGCAUUUUAGUUAAACAUAGUAAAUAUAAUGCUGUAAUUUACAUGUUAAGUUUGGUUUUUUUCUAGUAAUAUUUCAUUAGUUUCACAGCAAUAAAUCAUAGCAUAACAUUUUAUUUACAUGGAAGUUCAAAAGGAAAACAUUAGACAGAAAGAGGGUAGUUUAAUAGAAAUCAACCAAAUCAUUGGAAGGCCUCCUGGAAGGGAUAUAGAUAUUCACACUUUGCAGACAGGAAGGAGGAAUUUAAAAUUAGCUUUAAACGGGAGACACAAACCAUUUUGUUGUGUGUUAUUCACUGUAGCUGAUGAAAAAAGAAUUGGAAACUGGUACAGCUGUCUAUCUGGGAGUCAAAGCACUUUAAAAAUACAUGUAGCUGACAUGAAAACACCUCUCUUGAAGUGUGCCCACCACAUCAAGGUGUGUCAUGUUGCAUUUGUAAAAAAUAUUUUUAUUUUUGUUAGCAUUUACACAAAAAUGAGUACAGGUUCAAAAAAUCCAUCUGACGUUCAUUUCUUAGAUUGUGUGGCAUUCGUAAUUUCUCCCACCUUUACAAGAGAGCUGUACUCAGGGAAUGGCAGAGGCAGGUAUACUGGAGGUCAUUGCUGGAAGCAAGAGACUUCAGCUGGAGAGGGGAAAGAAGGAGUUGAAAGCCAGGUGGUGUUCAGAUUUCAGUGGUUGAAGAUACAUAGAAGAGCAAGAAUAAUCUGUUGACAGAAUAUGGUUUGGACAAGAUGAAAUGGUCUUUUCUGCUUGGUAUUGACUGCAUUAAUGAAAUAGCAUUGUCAGGCCAACUUCCAGGCAGUUUGGUAGGUCAAUCUUUAACUAAAUCCAUACAUCAAGGAAAAAAAGAUCUGCUACUAUUAUAAUAAGCAAACACAAUUUUAACACUGUUUCUGAAGGUUCUCCUUUUUCCUCUUUAAUUUCAUAAUUUAACAAAAAAACAAUUAUGGAUGUAUCAGAAGUGCCAGCAAGUGGAUUUAAAAUUCCUUUUUGUUUAAAAACAGCAGCAACAACAAACAGACAUAAACCAACUACCUAACAUAAAAUUGGAUCCUUUCUAUUUAAUAACCUAAUUUGUUUGACUGAGAUGGCUUCAUUUCUAUGACUGUAUUGUGUUGCCUUUUUUAACAAAACACUAAAUAACGUGUGAAACUUUCAACCCUAAGACAUCAAAGAGAGGCCCAAUGCCCCUAACCUUAUAGUGCUUUCUGUGAUAGAUAUUUACAAUUUUUUUAUUUGUUGCAAGGCCAAUUUAUUCAUUAUUGGAAAUGCUAAGCAAGUGGAAUUUACUGUUUUGUUAAUAAAAAUGUUUCUUAAUACAAA